AUCUUUCUCCCCGCUCUUCACCUUUUCACAGAUUCAUUCACUUGCCCUUUUGGCCUUUUUCAUCUCUCUCCCCCAUUCACAUUCCCCUCUCCUCUCUCUUUCUUCCUUCCGUGCUGCAACAAGCAAAAGGCGCAGUGACUCUCUUGUGGCACGUGCAGGCCCUGCAUUUUGGCUUGAAACAAGUGAAGCUCCAUCUUCUCAUCCCGUAUUUUUAUCCACUAGGGCUGAUCAGUGUGUGCUCCACUUUCGCUUCAAUCUUCCUCCGAUUCGUUGAGCUUCGAUUCUAUGAAGUGUGCAGAUAUUUGCCCAUGGGUUGCUUGAACUCUAAAACCGCUCAUCUUCACUCCCCUGACGACCCCUCCGCCUUCCCUGAUGCCAACAAGCCUGAUCCAGCAAAUGGGGAUGAUGUUGACCAAGAAUGCCAAGUCCCAGCAUUCAAAGAGUUCGGUCUCGGUGAACUCCGAAGGGCUACGAACGAGUUCAGCACAAAUUACAUAGUGUCGGAAAGUGGCGAGAAAGCUCCCAAUGUGGUCUACAAGGGAAAGCUCGAGAACAAUCGCUCAGUUGCUAUUAAACGCUUCUCUAAACAGUCUUGGCCCGACGCUCAGCAGUUUUUGGCGGAGGCAGCUGGAGUUGGUAAAGUGAGGCACAAGAGACUGGUGAAUCUAAUUGGUUGCUGUGCUGAAGGAGACGAACGGCUUUUGGUGGCAGAGUUCAUGCCAAACGAUACAUUAUCAAAGCAUCUCUUUCAUUGGGACAAGCAGCCGUUGCCAUGGGAAAUGCGUGUAAGAGUUGCAUACCAUGUAGCCCAGGCACUAGAUCAUUGUAGCAUGGAAAAUCGCAAAAUAUAUCAUGAUUUGAAUGCAUACAGGAUUCUUUUCGAUGAGGAAGGCGACCCCCGAUUGUCUAGUUUCGGGCUUAUGAAAAAUAGUCGAGAUGGGAAAAGCUACAGUACCAACUUAGCAUAUACUCCACCUGAGUUUUUGCGGACAGGCAGGAUUAUUCCAGAGAGUGUAAUCUACAGUUAUGGAACAGUUCUUUUGGAUCUUUUGAGCGGCAAGCAUAUUCCUCCAAGCCAUGCUCUUGAUCUGAUUAGAGGUAAAAAUGCCUUGUUGCUGAUGGACUCGUCGCUAGAAGGGCAAUACGCAAAUGAUGAUGCUACAAAGUUGGUUGAGCUUGCUUCAAAAUGUCUUCAGUUUGAGGCUAGAGAACGCCCAGAUAUUAAGUUUCUUCUUACAGCAGUUGCACCUCUUCAAAAGCAGAAAGAGGUAGCAUCUCAUGUGUUGAUGGGCCUAACUAAAAACACAGCGGUGCUACCAACCAUGCUGUCACCCCUAGGAAAGGCUUGUGCAAGGAUGGAUCUCACAGCUGUGCAUGAUAUAUUGCUAAAAACAGGUUAUAAAGAUGAAGAAGGUGCUGAGAAUGAGCUUUCGUUCCAAGAAUGGACACAACAAGUGCAAGAGAUCCUGAACACGAAAAAAUUUGGGGACAUUGCAUUCAGAGACAAGGAUUUCAAGAACGCAAUUGAGUAUUAUUCUAAGUUGGUGGUGAUGAUGUCGGUUCCUUCGGCUACUGUAUUUGCAAGAAGAGCGUUCUCAUACUUGAUGAACGAGCAGGCAGAACUGGCGUUACGGGAUGCAAUGCAGGCACAGGUGUGCAUUCCUGAUUGGCCAACAGCAUUCUACCUGCAGGCCCUUGCUCUCUCCAAGCUGGGAAUGGAGACUGAUGCUCAGGAUAUGCUCAAUGAUGGAGCUGCCUUUGAAGCCAAGCGGUCUAACAGUUGGCGUGGUUAACUUGUGCUUAUUUUGCUAAUUAGUAAGGCGCUAGUUUAGGAAGUUAGUGACCAGUUCAGGUGUCAUUGUGCAAUAUCAAGUAUAGAUUCUCCCUUUUACAGAUGAGUCCUGUAGAUUGAAUUUUCCUCAGAUCAAAUAAGUUGAUCUUCCGCUCACUUUCACUA
Messenger RNA from Neltuma alba, 1957 nucleotides. RefSeq names its product serine/threonine-protein kinase BSK2. The transcript has 10 exons. Gene Ontology annotation, molecular function: protein kinase activity; protein binding; ATP binding. The record is from RefSeq and is a predicted model, not a curated record. NCBI's taxonomy places the organism in Eukaryota, Viridiplantae, Streptophyta, Magnoliopsida, Fabales, Fabaceae. Gene Ontology annotation, biological process: protein phosphorylation; brassinosteroid mediated signaling pathway. Bases 309 to 1793 code for a protein of 494 amino acids.